AUGUCGGCCAGCGAUGUCCGCCCACACCUGUCUGAGGAUUACUGCAUGUACAGAGGCCGUCGCCUGUGGGGGGCGUAUUUCUGCUCCUCUCUCUCGGUCUUCGUAGGAGGACUCGUUAUCUUGCUCAUCUGCAAGGUUGGGAGCCGAGCCCUCAGGGGGUUACGUGUCCUGCCCAAACAAAACCGCAUACACCCGCAGCAACCAAACAUUUCACAACAGACGUACAAGCAGUUAACCAGUCCAGUGGAGUACUGCAUGCAGGACUACACCGCUCUGUUUAUGGUGGACGUGGUCUUCAAUCUCUUUUACGCUGUAAACUUUGGCCUCAGGUUUGUAGCGGCCCAGAAUGAACUGCGGGCGUGGGUGGAGCUGAAAUCACUCAUAGACAUCUUCACCAUCAUUCCGUCCUUCAUCGGUCUGUUCACAAAGCGAGCAUGGCUUGGUUUGAAGUUCCUCAGAGCUUUACACCUUCUGGAGCUGCCCAGUGUCCUUCAGCUCAACAUCCCCCACAGCAACACCUCACUGAAACUCACUCAGCUUAUCACUGUUCUGGUUGGAUCUUUGCUGACCGCAGCUGGUGCACUUCACCUGGUAGAGAACUCUGGAGACCCCUGGAGCUCCCCACCCAAUAUAUACAUUCAAACCUACUUUGAAUCUGUGUACUGUCUGGUCGCAACCAUGUCGACUGUCGGCUACGGUGAUGUGGUGGCCCGUACUGUCACCGGCAAAUUCUUCAUCAUCAUCUUUAUCGUCAUUGGACUGGGUCUGUUUGCCAGCUACAUUCCUGAAGUGUUUGCGAUUAUCAGGAACAGGAAGAGAUUUAAAGGCAGCUACACGAACACUUCAAGAGAGACUCAUGUAGUGGUGUGUGGCCACAUCACUCUGGCCAAUGCCUCUGCGUUUAUGCAGGAGUUCCUGCACAAGGACAGAGGGGACGUUCACGUCAAGGUGCUCUUCCUGGGAAAUUUUCAUCCGAAUCAGGAGCUGGUGGCUUUUUUCAGUCUGCACUUCCUGCAGGCCUCGUUCUACGAGGGUUCUGUACUGAAGAGACGCGACCAGGAGAGAGUGAUGAUGAAUAAGGCCAGUGCCUGCUUGAUUCUAUGUGAUCGCUUCACUGAUGAUCAGAACAAUGAAGAUGUAGCCAAUCUCAUGCGAGUCAUUUCCAUAAAGCGCUAUUGUCCUGACACCAGAGUGAUCGUGCAGAUGUUCAAACACAGCAGCAAGGCGUACUUGCAGAAUGUGCCGAACUGGGACUGGAGCAGGGGGGAUGCGGUGAUCUGUCUGGCCGAGCUCAAACUGGGCUUCAUGGCUCAGAGCUGUCAGGUUCCAGGCCUGUCCACUCUGCUGGCCAACCUGUUCACCAUGCAGAGCAAAGUGGAGAAUGAGGGAGAUAGUUGGCAGAAUCUCUACAGAGAGGGUUCAUUUAAUAAGAUGUACACUGAGUAUCUCUCCAGCUCCUUCAACAGUUUGUCCUUCACUGAGGCCAGCAAGCUUUGUUUUCUGAAGCUGAAGCUGCUUUUGAUUGGGAUCGAGUAUCAGAGUGGAGACGAUGAUCUGAGUCAGUCAGAUCAGCAGUGUGACCUCCUGACUGAGAAUCAGCUGCGGAGGAAUCGGGGCCGAAUAGAGAAGGAGGAAGUGAAGCUGGACUCUACUGGAUUGUUCCACUGGUGUACACCGGUACCACUGCAGGACAUCACCCUGACGCGACAGGCCGCCCGGUCGUUAGCGCUGAGGGAUCACGUGUUGGUGGGCGUGUUUGGAGACGAGCAGUCCAGUCUGCUGGGGCUAAGCGAUUUUAUGAUGCCACUGAGGGCCAGCAGUCUGACCUCUCUGGAGCUGAAGACCGUGGUGUUUCUGGCCGAUCCGCUGUACUUCAGCCGAGAAUGGCCCAGCAUCCAGUACUUCCCCAACGUCUUCUUCCUGCCUGUUAGUAUCACAGCCUGCGGUGUUAGGUACGUGCGGGCGGACUUGUUCUCUGAGCCAAACUGA
This is a messenger RNA of Pygocentrus nattereri (red-bellied piranha), 1989 nucleotides long. RefSeq names its product calcium-activated potassium channel subunit alpha-1-like. The coding region runs from base 1 to 1989 and encodes 662 amino acids. The record is from RefSeq and is a predicted model, not a curated record. Gene Ontology annotation, cellular component: postsynaptic membrane. Lineage: Eukaryota; Metazoa; Chordata; Actinopteri; Characiformes; Serrasalmidae. The transcript is spliced from 18 exons. Gene Ontology annotation, biological process: transmembrane transport; potassium ion transport. Gene Ontology annotation, molecular function: large conductance calcium-activated potassium channel activity.